Molecule: messenger RNA, 1309 nt
Organism: Cladophialophora immunda
Lineage: Eukaryota; Fungi; Ascomycota; Eurotiomycetes; Chaetothyriales; Herpotrichiellaceae
Exons: 2
Coding region: 197-1309 (370 amino acids)
Molecular function (GO): hydrolase activity
Source: RefSeq, a predicted model, not a curated record
UGUCUAGGAAGUGAUGUGUUCUCCGGAGGACAAUUUCUAAUCACUCUGUGAAGGUUUCCUCGCCAUGAUAUUUGUGGGUUUCUGGCUAGGUACUUGAUAUGAUUAUCAAUGCAGAUGCUUAGCUGCAUUCGUUCGAUCUUGCUCCUUCCGGCUCCUUGCGCCUCUUCUCAACAAUACAUUACGACUGCGCCAGAGCAUGACAUUGGAGAGACAACCAUGUGAAGUUUCGACAUCCUCCACAGGCGGCAUGGCGGAAUAUUUGGUGAUGGAGAAUCUGCUUAAGCUGGGCCAGAUUGACCCGGAGCUCAGCGAGUUGCUGGCCGCAAACCCUUUGCCGACCCUCGACUAUUCAACUCUUGACGACUUUGCCAACGUGUAUGCGAAGAACAGCGAGCGCGCAAAACGCGCCCUCGGACCCACGCCGCCGGGUGUCAAAGUGACCGAGCUGCAAUAUUCUACACGUGAUGGCCACACCAAUCGAGCAAAGCUGUUCCAGCCAGAAGACAUGCCGGAGAAUGCUAGUCCCCUCAUCGUCAUGAUCCACGGGGGAGGGUUCUGCUUCGGCUCCCCGGAGGGAGAAGAGCAGACCUGUCGCAAUUUUGUGCUGGCCCUGGGCGCAACCUGCGUCGCCAUUGCCUAUCGCUUGGCGCCGACAUAUCCAUUUCCCUAUGCCGCCAACGACUGCUGGGAUGCUCUGAAGUGGUGUGCAGCAAGUGCGCAAUCCUGGAAUGCCGACACCUCUACCGGCUUUAUUGUCGGCGGAAGCAGUGCCGGGGCGAACUUAGCCGCUGUGCUUACCCAUCGGGCGAGAGACGAAGGACUGCUAUCUCCACUGACCGGACAAUACCUAGCUAUCCCAUUAUUAUGUCCUGAAGGCAAGAUGCCAGAAUGGCACAGGCCACUCUGGCUGGCCCGCGACCAGAACCGCAACGCACCAGUACUUCCAACAGCAGCUCUUAAUAUGUUCCUGGACGCCUACCAGCCCAACGUGGAUGACACCAUCAACUUCGCCAUCUUCAACCAUCCACGCGGCCACGGUGACCUCCCUCCCGCGUUCUUCCAGGUCGACGGACUGGAUCCGCUCCGGGACGAGGCAAUUAUAUACGAGCGCGUGUUGAGAGAAGAGUGCGGUGUAAAGACGAGGAUGGAUGUCUAUCCCGGCCUUCCCCAUGGGCAUUGGAGCUUCUUCCCCACGUUGAAGGCGAGUGCGAAGGCGCGCAUGGACCAGCUGGAAGGCAUGGGUUGGCUUCUCGGGAGGACGCCAGAUUUCUCCAGGGUCGUCUUUGGUCCGGUAGCUGCGACUGUAUAG